Messenger RNA from Strongyloides ratti, 2595 nucleotides. RefSeq names its product Nanchung. Bases 1 to 2595 code for a protein of 864 amino acids. Gene Ontology annotation, biological process: calcium ion import across plasma membrane. Gene Ontology annotation, cellular component: membrane. Gene Ontology annotation, molecular function: calcium channel activity; protein binding. The transcript is spliced from 2 exons. NCBI's taxonomy places the organism in Eukaryota, Metazoa, Nematoda, Chromadorea, Rhabditida, Strongyloididae. The record is from RefSeq and is a predicted model, not a curated record.
AUGGAUGAUAGAGAUAAAAGUAAUCAUCUUGAUAAUAAUAAUGAAAGAAAAAUUUAUUCUUUAGCUGAUAUGUAUGGUAAAGGUGAAUUAAUAUCAUGGAUGAAGUAUGCUGCUAAUACAGGUGAUCAUUCAUUUAUUAAUGAAUGUAUUGAAAGCAAAGUUUCUGAUUUUAUGUAUAAUAAUGGUAAAGGAAAAGUUAUGGCAAUAUCAGAAUUAGUAAAAAUUAGAAAUCAAGAAAGAAAUGCAAUGUUAGGAGCAUUUAGAAAAAAGAAAAAUAAAGGAAAAAGUGGUCCAAAUAUAUUAAAUGAUUUUAAUCAAGAAGGUGGACAAAAUCAAGGUGAUCUUAAAAAAGCUCUUAAACUUUUAGAUGGUGGUAAAGGUGGAAAAGGAGAUCAUAAAUAUAGAGAAAUUGUAUGGAAAUUAGAUGAAAGAGGAACAAUGGGAGAAAAUUUACUUGGAACAUGUCUUAUGCAAGGUUCACCUAUUCAUAUGAAUAUUGCUAUUAAAUUAGUAAAACAAUAUCCAGGAUUAGUUAAUGAUAUUUUUAUUUCUGAAGAUUAUUAUGGUUUAUCAGCUCUUCAUCAAGCUAUUGUUAAUGAAGAUUCAUAUAUGACAGGAUUUUUAUUACAAAAUGGUGCUGAUGUCAAUGCCCGUUGUUAUGGAGCAUUUUUUUGUGCUGAUGAUCAAAAAAGUGGAAGAACUGAUUCAUUAGAACAUGAAUAUGUUGAUUUACCAAGUAAGACAAAUUAUACUGGAAGAAUGUAUUUUGGUGAAUAUCCAUUAUCAUUUGCUGCAUGUACAGGACAAGUUGAUUGUUAUCGAUUACUUAGAGCUAAAAAAGCAGAUCCAAAUUUAAAAGAUACUAAUGGUAAUACAGUUCUCCAUAUGACUGUUAUUCAUGAAAAAUUAGAUAUGCUAAAAUUGGCAUUUGAAACAGGUGCUAAAUUACAAAUAACAAAUAAUCAAAAUUUAACACCUUUAACUUUAGCAGCAAAAUUAGGUAAAAAAAAAAUGUUUGAAGAACUUUUAAAAUUAGAAAGUCAAAUGAUUUGGUCUUAUGGUGAUGCUAAUUGUUAUGCAUAUCCAUUAGCUAAAAUUGAUACAAUUGAUCAGGAAACUGGAAAUGUAAAUAAUGAUUGUGCAUUAAGUUUAAUUGUUUAUGGUGAUACACCAGAACAUCUUGAUUUAAUUGAUGGAUUAAUAGAAGAUUUGUUAGAUGCUAAAUGGAAAGCUUUUGGUAGAAGACAAUUAUUAAUUUCAUUUUUUGCUUUUCUGUUUUAUUAUUUAUUUUUUUUUAUGGCUUUUAUGAAUAGACCAUUUUCUUUUACAACAGCUGUCAUUACAGGUGGUAGUAUACUUCCAGAUGGAAGUCAAAAUCCAAAUUAUUUAAAAUAUUUUAACACAAGUGAUGAUAAUUGGAAAAAUAAAAUGAAUUAUAAUAGUUCAUAUGAUUUUGGAAUAGAUUCUGAUGGUAUAUUUCAAAAAGAUUAUUUUAAAACAGGACAAUGUCAUUUAUGGAAUUAUGAUAUACCACAAGGAUUUGGUUAUAUUCGUUUAGUUUCUGAGAUAAUUGUUAUUCUUAGUGUUUUUGUUCAAAUUGGUUUAGAAAUUAAAGAUUUUCGUCAUAUGGGAAAAAGAAGAUGGUGGCAAAUAUUAAAAGCUUUUCCAGCAAAAUUAGCUUAUAAAUGUUCAUGGAUAUUAAUUUUAUCAAUGAUACCUGUAAGAUGUCUUUGUGGAUUACAUAUUUAUAUGCUUGUAUUUGAUAAUGUAUUGGCAAUUAUUAGUAUCCUAUUAACUACAAUUCAUUUUCUUUUUUAUUGUAGAUCUGUAAAAUUUAUUGGACCAUUUGUUUUGAUGAUAUAUACAAUUAUAGCACAAGAUAUGGUUCGAUUUGUAUCAAUUUAUUUUAUAUUUCUAAUUGGAUUUUCACAAGCAUUUUAUCUUAUAUUUCUUAGUUGUGAAAGAGAAGAUAAUAUGAAUUAUAAUGGUGAAGUUUUUGAAAAUAUUGUAGCAGAUCCUUUAGAAUCAUUACAAAGACUUUUUAUUAUGACUGUAGGUGAAUUUAUGUUAUUUUAUCAAACAUUAAAUAGUUGCCCAAAUAAAACAAUGAAUGUUAUAGGAAAAGUAUUAUUUUUGAUUUAUGAAUUAGGUAUUAGUUUGACACAAUUUAACUUAUUAAUUGCUAUGUUAACAAGAACCUAUGAAUCAAUUGCUAAUACACAUAAAGAAUAUAAAAGACAGUGGGCUCAGGUAAUUUUAGCAUUAGAAACUUCACUUUCACCAAAAGAAAGAUUAUUAUCAAUGUUAAAAUAUUCAAGACCAAUAGGUACUGAUAAAAAGAAAAGAGCUUUUGUUGUAAAUAAAAAAAAUAAUUCAACAAAUAGUGAUGCUAGAUCUGAAAAAGAGUUAAAAGCUGAAAUAGCAGCAGAAGAGAGAAAAGUUAUACUUAAAAAACGUCUUAAAGAAGUUUCUACAGCUUUUAUAAAAGGAGUUGACUGUAGACCUAUAACUACUGGUAGUUUAAAAGAAAAUGAAACAUCUAAAAAUUCUGUUAAUGUUGUUAACACAAAAAAAGUAAAAGAAAAAGAAUUAUAA